Messenger RNA from Cydia amplana, 1090 nucleotides. RefSeq lists its product as uncharacterized. Gene Ontology annotation, molecular function: protein binding. NCBI's taxonomy places the organism in Eukaryota, Metazoa, Arthropoda, Insecta, Lepidoptera, Tortricidae. The record is from RefSeq and is a predicted model, not a curated record. The transcript is spliced from 6 exons. Bases 8 to 1090 code for a protein of 360 amino acids.
CGGCCACAUGGCAUACAACACUUCUGACGUCAUCACCACAUACAUGGGACACUCGGACGUACAAACACCGGUGGAUUUCAGAAAGGGGAAUGAGAAGGGGAGGAAUAGUGGGGGGGAGAGGAAGGGAGACAAACUGAAGAGCGAGAGAGAAGAGAAAGAGGCGAAUGAUUCGGAUUAUUUGGAGCAGACGACUGCCGCCACUGAAGCCGGCAAUGACGUAGUGUUCAUACCGUCAGGCAACAGCGAUGCCCAAAGUUUCAGAAGGGCCGGGAGGGCCAGGGGGGACGAGUACUCUGUGAAGGACAUGAUGGAACGCGUCGCGGUCGGAGACGUCAUUAAUGAGCGGUAUAAGACGGAGACAGAACCACCCGAAGGCGGCGUCGUCUUCAAACCGGGAAAGAACGACGAAAGAACGGAAGAGAAGAUAAAACACGAAUUAGACGACGAGAAAAUAGAACAAGCCGUCAAAGAGUACAAGGAGGCCUACGAGAAUCCCAUGGACUGCGAGAAUUUAGACUGCGAGAAUGUGCUGGAGGCCAUCUGUGGAGUGAAGUUGGAGAAUAAGAGGCCUAAAUAUAGGCUUUUUAAGAAUGAGUGCUUUUUUAGGAAGGUGAAUUGUGGGCUUCGGUAUGAUUAUAAUAGGUACAGAACGGUGUCAAUCGACCAAUGCGACGGAGUAGGCAGCCACCUGCCUCCUCAGGAGCAGACUGGCUGGCUGCAGUACCAGCCCAGACCUUUGCCAAGGAGUCAGCCAAGUGGUGGUGGUGGUCAGAGCAGCGGGCGACGAAGCGCUUCUAGACGAGCCAUGACAUCAAACCCCAACGGCCUCCCCUGCGACCACUUCUGUCCGGUUCGCUGUCCGGAGGUGUACGCGCCUGUAUGCGCGUACACGUACCCGGAGCGAGCACGCGUGUUCCAAAACCACUGUCUACUAGACCUGCAGUCGUGUAAUGAUGGUUCAGUUUGGCACGAACGUGCGCUUUCCGAAUGCGCGGGCGACGUGCGCGCGGAGGUGCACGAACGCGCGGCUUUCAUCGGCUGGAUGCAGCGCAUGGGCAUCCUCGAUAAAAAGGGACAUCUUGUCAUGUGA